AUUAUAUAAAAAUUUUCAGUUGAACUUAUACGAACAACAAGCAAAAUGAGUGCGAAUAAUUCCAGAUACGCCACAUCAAUGGGAAAUUCACAAGAUCGAUGUAGAUUGAAUAGUACUAUGAAUAGUACUAUGAAUAGUACUAUUAAUAACAUUAAUAAUCGUCCGAUUCCUUGUGUGUGCCCUCCGGAGAUGCAAGCUCCUAAAGUUAAGCCACCAAAAGAAGAAAUUAAAAAAGAAAAGAAAAAGGAAACUAUUAUGGAAUGGUUUGACAGAUGCGUCGAAAAAGAGCUGAAAAAGAGACGAGAAUCUAUAGUUGCCGAUCAGGAACUAGAGGGUGUGAAAAUUCCAAAGAAAGGUCUUCCAGUUACCGAUGAAUUCAUGGACAGAAUGGCUGAGUCGAGAGCCACGGGAAUCGAAAUCGAGACAAAAAUGCGAUUGGAACCCGACUCGGAAUUAUCAAAUGCCGUCGACAAACUAGCAAUGGCCGAGGCUAUGAUUUGUUUUGCCGGUGCGGUUAAAGCGGCCGAAGCUGCCGUUGAAUUGGCACCUCCGGAGAAGGCCGAAGAGGCAGCGGUUGAAGGAGCAAAGAGGUACCAGUGCUUUAAUUGUGUAAAUACCAGCAACGAAGCCUCAGCCGGUGCCGCUAAGCCCGUCGAAAUUAUUGGAUACAUUGGUGUGACAAAGCCAAAAGAUUUGUAAUAAACGAAUAAUGUUAUAUUAUACUCAUAAAAUUUUUGACAAUAAACUAAAUUUAUUCAAA
Molecule: messenger RNA, 760 nt
Organism: Aethina tumida (small hive beetle)
Lineage: Eukaryota; Metazoa; Arthropoda; Insecta; Coleoptera; Nitidulidae
Exons: 1
Coding region: 46-699 (217 amino acids)
Source: RefSeq, a predicted model, not a curated record